Messenger RNA from Osmerus eperlanus (European smelt), 983 nucleotides. Its product is annotated as ubiquinol-cytochrome-c reductase complex assembly factor 3. The transcript is spliced from 2 exons. The coding region runs from base 133 to 381 and encodes 82 amino acids. The record is from RefSeq and is a predicted model, not a curated record. Gene Ontology annotation, biological process: mitochondrial respiratory chain complex III assembly. Lineage: Eukaryota; Metazoa; Chordata; Actinopteri; Osmeriformes; Osmeridae.
UUCAAUCUAUGGCGGAUGUUAUGCACCAUGCAGUGCGCUGGCCUAUUGAAGAACUAUUGUAAACAGCGCGUUUAGAAGUCAUACAGUUAAAACAGUCGUUGUCUUAAUAUAAAGAGCAUAUUGUCUAGCGUGAUGAGCAACCUACGCGUUAUUUUCACUUAUACUGCACUCUUAGGUUUAGUUGGCAUGGGCUAUGCAAUGUGGGCAGUGGUUGCACCUGGGGAGGACAGGAAGAAUCAGUUGUUAAAGAAUCUUCCAGAGUCAAACCCGGUGAGAAUGGAGGAGUCGAGAAGGAGGAACGCGCUCAUCAUGCAAGUGCUCAAGGAAGCUGCGGAGACGCCUGAUAAUAUUGCAAGAGGAGCUGCAGGAGCGCAAAAGUAGAACUACGGGAAAGACGGCCGGUUUCUGUGAAGUCUGGUGGAAAGAGACUGUUUCAACUACAGUGUUCUGGCAUCAGUGAAUGAAACGGUCUGAAAUAACUAAUAAUGACCUUAAACUCGUUGCGUAAAGAACGACCAUUUUCUCAUUGGUGUUAGAACAGAAUUGAAUGUUGGGGAGCACAAGUGUGUUCAGUUAUUGCUGAGUCUCUUAAGAUAAUUUAUGUUUCAAUAUAGAACUGUCCCACCUGAGUUCUCUAUGGUUAUGACCAACUACAAGCACGAGUUCUUUCACGAGUCAUACAAGUCUGGAAAUUCGUGGAAUUGUGACGUGCUCUUUUGGACAUAACUUUGGAUAUCCCGUGUAUUCUCCUAUCAGGACAUUAAGUAAGAGAUUGCCAACCCCUGUUGGCCAAUGCAAGGGGGUUACGUGCUCAAGAAGGUCAAUCAAACUAUUGGGAAUUGGCUACUCUCUCAGCAUGCCGCCUAGCGCGGAAAGGAAAUGUCAAUAAAGGGAUAUGUAUAUUUAUAUUAAACUUUCCCGAUUCGGAAAUUUGAUUGUCAUUGCAAUGUAUAGGUACGUAAAUUAAAUAUGUUAUAACACAA